AUGAACGCGAACCAGAACCAGGCCGCCCUCGAGGCGACGACCGCGGUCGGUAUCGCAGCGGUGGAGAUGCUUGGUCUUGCAGCGGAAAACCUCGGCCUCGAAGUCGAUCGCCACAAACGUCGAGUCGAUCUGUAUGAUGAUUUCCAGCCUGGGCAGCGGAAUGGCCAUGCCGCGCAUCGCCCGCACGCAGGAAAAAGCUUGCAUUUUCGUGAUGAGGCCGCCGAGAGAAGAGACGGUCCCACCACAAAUGGCAAACAUCCAGACAACGCUACUAAACAGCCGGAGCCGGAGCCGGAGCCAGACUACCAAGAACCGCCACAGAUUGAUGAGGAUGCAGAAAUAGAGCGUCGGCGCCGGCGACGGGAGGAGCUGUUGGCCAAAUCCAGCUCCGCCACUCCUCUUCUCCUCCAUGCUGUAGGUGCUGCCACGGAAAAGGUGGCCCGGGGCGCUUCUCCCGCGUCGACUCAGCCAGACACGUCCCAAAAGUCGUCUUUUGAGGGAGAAACACCGCGUACUCCCCGUUCUGACAUCGCCUCCCCACGCUCACCUGGACCGUCGCCCGGAGGAUUCGACAUUCUCAACGACAAGGACCUCAUGAACACGCACAGUCGAGUCCAAGCCGACGGUGAGGACGGCCCGUCCGCUGCCAACUACGACCCUACCGCGGAUAUGCGAGAAGACGAACGCCGAGACGAACUCAGGCACGGCAACAGCAUUUUGCACGGCGGGAGGAUGGCGGAGACGAUUGAAGCCCGGGAAGAUGAGCCCCAGAUUGACGCCACCAAAAACUUGGACAAGGAGGAUGCUGAUGACUUUGACAUGUUUGCUGAAGACAUUGAUGUAGAUAAAUACGCAAGCAAGCAUACCAAAGCCGUCGAGGUUGCAGAUGCAGACGCACAAGUUGCGCAAGCCGAGGUCAAAGGGGGCAUCCUGGAAGGCGACGACAAAGAUGGAUACUACAAGGUCAGGAUCGGGGAGGUUGUCAACGGGCGGUACCAAAUCCAGGCGACGCUGGGACGCGGCAUGUUUUCCGGGGUCGUCCGAGCCGUGGACAUAACCACCAAGCGCGUGGUCGCCAUCAAGAUGAUGCGCAACAACGACGCGCUACGGAAAGGCGGGUACACGGAGAUUGCGAUUCUGCAAAAGCUGAACGACGCGGAUCCGGAAAACCGAAAGCACAUUGUCAAGUUCGAGCGCCACUUUGAGUACCGCGGCCACUUGUGCAUGGCCUUUGAGAAUCUGAGCAUGAAUCUCCGCGAGGUGCUGCGCAAGUUUGGCAACAACGUCGGCAUCAACCUGGGGGCCACGAGGACGUACGCCCACCAGAUAUUCGUGGCUCUGGCGCACAUGCGCAGGUGCAGCAUCGUGCACGCCGACCUCAAGCCCGACAACAUCCUGGUCAACGAGCAGCGAAACGUGCUCAAGAUCUGCGACCUGGGCACGGCGAUUGAUCGGUCGGAUGCGGCGACGGCGCACAACCAGAUUACGCCGUAUCUCGUCAGCCGGUUCUACCGCGCGCCAGAGAUUAUCCUGGGCAUGCCUUACGACUACGGGGUGGACGUGUGGUCGAUAGGAUGCACCCUGUACGAGCUGUACACGGGCAAGAUCUUGUUCACCGGGGACAGCAACAACCAGAUGCUCAAGGCCAUCAUGGAGACUCGCGGGCGGCUGACUCCCAAGCUGUUUCGUCGGGGGCAGCUCGCGGCAGCCCACUUUGACGAGCAGGGCCAGUUUAUCAGCGUGGAGAGGGACAAGGUUUUGGGAAAGACGGCUCUGAGAACACUAGCAGUAGUCAAGCCAACGCGCGAUCUGCGCACGCGGCUGAACGCGGCCUCGACGGGGAUGAACGACGCGGAAGCGAAGCACCUGAACCACUUUAUCGACCUGCUGGAGCAGUGCCUGGCGCUGAAUCCCGACAAGAGGAUCACGCCCAGCGAGGCACUCAAGCAUCCUUUUUUCGCGUCUCGAAGCGCAGCCUCCCACGCACGACGCUGA
Messenger RNA from Ustilaginoidea virens, 1995 nucleotides. RefSeq lists its product as uncharacterized. Gene Ontology annotation, biological process: peptidyl-threonine phosphorylation; peptidyl-serine phosphorylation; mRNA cis splicing, via spliceosome. The transcript is spliced from 4 exons. The record is from RefSeq and is a predicted model, not a curated record. Gene Ontology annotation, molecular function: protein serine/threonine kinase activity; ATP binding. Bases 1 to 1995 code for a protein of 664 amino acids. Lineage: Eukaryota; Fungi; Ascomycota; Sordariomycetes; Hypocreales; Clavicipitaceae.